Messenger RNA from Nematolebias whitei (Rio pearlfish), 1545 nucleotides. RefSeq names its product gap junction protein, alpha 3 (gene gja3). Gene Ontology annotation, cellular component: connexin complex. The record is from RefSeq and is a predicted model, not a curated record. Bases 1 to 1326 code for a protein of 441 amino acids. Gene Ontology annotation, biological process: cell communication. The transcript has a single exon. NCBI's taxonomy places the organism in Eukaryota, Metazoa, Chordata, Actinopteri, Cyprinodontiformes, Rivulidae.
AUGGGCGACUGGAGUUUUCUGGGCCGGCUGCUGGAGAAUGCUCAGGAGCACUCGACGGUCAUCGGUAAAGUCUGGUUGACGGUCCUCUUCAUCUUCAGGAUCCUGGUGCUGGGGGCCGCGGCCGAGGAGGUCUGGGGUGACGAGCAGUCCGACUUCACGUGCAACACCCAGCAGCCGGGUUGUGAGAACGUCUGCUACGAUGAGGCCUUCCCCAUCUCACACAUCCGCUUCUGGGUGCUGCAGAUCAUCUUCGUGUCCACUCCCACGCUCAUCUACCUGGGCCACGUCCUGCACAUCGUCCGCAUGGAGGAGAAGCGCAAAGAGAAAGAGGAGGAGAUGCGCAAGGCUAACAGGUUCCAGGAGGAGAAAGAGCUCCUCUAUAAAAACAGUGGGGACACCGGAGGAGGUGGCAAGAAAGAGAAGCCGCCAAUCAGGGAUGAACACGGCAAAAUCCGUAUCAGAGGUGCCCUGCUGCGCACGUACGUGUUCAAUAUCAUUUUCAAGACUCUGUUUGAAGUGGGUUUCAUUUUGGGCCAGUAUUUCCUUUAUGGCUUCCAGCUGAGGCCCCUGUACAAAUGUGCACGUUGGCCGUGCCCCAACACAGUUGACUGCUUCAUAUCCCGGCCCACUGAAAAGACCAUUUUCAUUCUCUUCAUGCUUGUGGUGGCUUGCGUGUCUCUUUUGCUGAAUUUGUUAGAGAUCUAUCACCUUGGGUGGAAGAAGGUCAAACAGGGCGUGACCAACGAGUUUGUCCCCGAUCAAGAGUCCCUGCGGCUCGUCGACGCUGCAGAGCCCAGGUGUUUGGCCUCGGCCCCCAGAACUGCCCCACCCAGCUACCCCCCCAACUACUUGGAUGUGGCAGCAGGCAGUGGGGCCUUCCUGCCCGUGGUGAGGCCGGCGGACUUUAAGGUGGGCGACCUCCAGCAGCAGGAUCCCCUUCAUCGGUCCUCCUCCUCAGCUCACUACUACAUCAGCAACAACAACAAUCACAAGCUGGCCACGCAGCAGAACUGGGCCAACCUGGCCACCGAGCAGCAGACUCGGGAGAUGAAGGCCACCUCACCCUCACCAUCCUCGUCGUCUUCUGCCAACAACGAGAACGAGCAGCAGCUGUCUUCUGACACUGUCCUGACCCUUCCUACCGCUGCUGCCACCCCCGCACACGGCUGUGGGAGGGUUACAACUACGCACGAGGAAGGUCUCGUCAGCACCACGACAGUAGAGAUGCACAAACCCCCAUCAGUGGUCAGCACAGACCCUCGGAGGCUCAGUCGGUCCAGCAGGAGCAGCAGCGUGAGGGCCAGGCCGAGCGACCUGGCUGUCUGAACCUCUGUGGGCCGUGCACGUGCUGACUCCGCCCCCAGCCACACGCACAAGGAUCCUUCAUUCAAAAUAUACAAGCACACGUUUGCUUCAAGCAAAACAAAAAGAAAGAGAGAACAGGCAGGACAGCAGAAGAGCUUCAUCAGCUGCAGGCCUCGCUGGCGGUGAGUUGCAGAAGAGCUGAAGUCACGUCUGGUCAUUGAGUUUUAUUCUUUAUCACUU